AUGACCCUGAAGAAUCUGCAGAUGGCACAUUCUCGCCAGGAGUCAGGUCUGUCAGCCAGCGACCAGAAAACAGCCUUUGAAGAUUCCAAGGAGGAGCUCUUUGUGGCCCUGGAUGCUUUCGUGAACAGCCAGGAAUGGACACUGAGUCGGUCCGUGCCGGAGCUCAAAGUGGGCAUCGUGGGUAACUUGGCCAGCGGCAAGUCGGCCCUGGUGCACCGAUACCUGACAGGGACCUACGUCCAGGAGGAGUCUCCCGAAGGUGGCAGGUUCAAGAAGGAGAUUGUUGUGGAUGGACAGAGCUACCUGCUGCUGAUUAGAGAUGAAGGGGGCCCCCCAGAGGCACAGUUUGCCAUGUGGGUGGACGCGGUCAUCUUCGUCUUCAGCUUGGAGGAUGAGAUCAGUUUCCAGACGGUCUACCACUACUACAGCCGGAUGGCCAACUAUCGGAAUACCAGCGAGGUCCCGCUCGUGCUGGUGGGGACCCAGGAUGCCAUAAGUUCCACGAACCCGCGGGUCAUCGACGACGCGCGGGCGCGGAAGCUCUCCAACGACCUGAAACGCUGCACGUACUAUGAGACCUGCGCCACAUACGGGCUCAACGUGGAGCGUGUCUUCCAGGACGUCGCCCAGAAGAUUGUUGCCACAAGGAAGAAGCAGCAGCUGUCCAUAGGCCCCUGCAAGUCCUUACCCAGCUCUCCCAGCCACUCCUCCGUCUGUUCUGCACAGGUGUCGGCCGUGCACAUAAGUCAGACAAGUAACGGAGGUGGGAGUUUAAGCGAUUAUUCCUCUUCCGUCCCAUCCACCCCAAGCACCAGCCAGAAGGAACUGCGGCUCGACGCCCCUCCCACUGCCAGCACUCCAACACCCGUCCGGAAGCAGUCUAAGCGCCGCUCCAACCUGUUCACCUCUCGGAAAGGGAGCGACCCAGACAAAGAGAAGAAAGGCCUGGAGAGCCGCGCGGACAGCAUCGGGAGCGGCCGAGCCAUCCCAAUUAAACAGGGCAUGUUGCUGAAGCGAAGUGGAAAAUCACUGAACAAAGAGUGGAAGAAGAAGUACGUCACCCUGUGCGACAAUGGCGUGCUGACCUAUCACCCCAGUUUACACGAUUACAUGCAAAAUGUUCACGGUAAAGAGAUUGAUCUCCUGAGAACCACUGUGAAAGUCCCAGGGAAGAGGCCGCCCCGAGCCACGUCGGCCUGCGCGCCCAUCUCCAGCCCCAAAACCAAUGGCCUGUCCAAGGACAUGAGCGGUUUGCACGUCUCACCAAAUUCAGGGAAUGUCACUAGUGCGUCUGGGUCUCAGAUGGCAAGCGGCAUCAGCCUGGUCUCCUUCAACAGCCGACCCGACGGCAUGCACCAGCGCUCCUACUCAGUCUCCAGUGCCGACCAGUGGAGUGAGGCUACGGUCAUUGCAAACGCCGCCAUCAGCAGUGACACGGGCCUGGGCGACUCCGUGUGCUCCAGCCCCAGCAUCUCCAGCAGCACCAGCCCCAAGCUCGACCCACCCCCCUCCCCCCACGCCAACAGAAAGAAGCACCGGAGGAAGAAAAGCACCAGCAACUUCAAAGCCGACGGGCUGUCCGGCACCGCUGAAGAACAAGAAGAAAACUUUGAGUUUAUCAUCGUCUCCCUCACUGGCCAGACGUGGCACUUUGAAGCCACCACGUAUGAAGAGCGAGAUGCGUGGGUCCAAGCCGUGGAGAGCCAGAUCCUCGCCAGCUUGCAGUCCUGCGAGAGCAGCAAGAAUAAGUCCCGACUGACCAGCCAGAGUGAGGCCAUGGCCCUGCAGUCUAUCCGGAAUAUCCGUGGGAACUCCCACUGUGUGGACUGUGAUGCCCAGAAUCCCAACUGGGCCAGCUUGAACUUGGGAGCCCUCAUGUGCAUCGAGUGCUCGGGGAUCCACCGGAACCUCGGCACUCACCUCUCCCGGGUGCGGUCCCUGGACCUGGACGACUGGCCCAUGGAGCUGAUCAAGGUGAUGUCAUCCGUCGGGAACGAGCUGGCCAACAGCGUGUGGGAGGAGAGCAGCCAGGGGCGGACGAAGCCCUCCCUAGACUCCACAAGGGAAGAGAAGGAGCGCUGGAUCCGGGCCAAGUACGAGCAGAAGCUCUUCCUGGCCCCGCUGCCCUGCACCGAGCUGUCCCUGGGCCAGCACCUGCUGCGGGCCACCGCCGACGAGGACCUGAGGUCGGUCAUCCUGCUGCUGGCCCACGGCUCCCGGGAGGAGGUGAACGAGACCUGCGGCGAGGGAGACGGCCGCACCGCCCUGCACCUGGCCUGCCGCAAGGGCAACGUGGUCCUGGCACAGCUGCUGAUCUGGUACGGGGUAGACGUCAUGGCCCGAGACGCCCACGGGAACACAGCCCUGGCCUACGCCCGGCAGGCCUCCAGCCAGGAGUGCAUCGACGUGCUGCUGCAGUACGGCUGCCCGGACGAGCGCUUCGUGCUCAUGGCCACCCCCAACCUGUCCCGAAAGAACAACAACCGGAACAACAGCGGCGGGAGGGUGCCCAGCAUCAUCUGAGCAAGCUCCGCCCGCCCUGGGGAGCCCCAGCACGUGAGUCCACGCGCCCCCUCCCUCUUCCUGGUGGUCACCUCCCACCCGCCCCUCACCCCACACAAAAUCUCAGAUCCUGGACCGGCCUCGAGGUGAAGAGGAGGAGGCCAGGAGCCUGCAGACCGAAUCCUUUCCCAGCUCCUGAGACAACGCAGGAGACGACACCACAGCGUCCGUCCUUGAUAGCACACUGCUGCGACCUGCACCCCGCAGGAAGGGACUCUGGGUGCUGGAGACCGAGCAGGGCAGGCAGUGGACUGGCGCGUGGGGGAGGGGAGACGAGGAGCAAGGAGAAGGGGUGAACAUCUCCUCUCUGGCAGUUAAGCACAUCCAUACAUUUCACCUCUACCAAACGGAGCACUUGGAUUUCAUCUCUUCUCCAGGAGCUUGACGGCAUAAAUCAGAAGCAAGCACAGAGUUUGUCAGGUCUGAAGCCCCUAUGAUGGUAUGUGUCAAAUCAGUUGUAGCUAAUCUGUCCGGGGAGAAUACUGGCUUCAUUACACUUGUAUAGUUGAGUUCUUCCAGCAUUACCGCUGUUUAAUAGAACAUGAUUAGUCAUCAGGAGGAGAAAGCGUAUUAGCCAACGAGGUAGUUACAUGGCACGCUCUGGUGAUUGCCCCAAUCUGAUUGCAAUAUUCUAAGAAGCAUCAUAUUAUCUCAGACAUGUUCUUUCAAGCCCUUGGAGCCCUCCUUUCUAAAUCCACUGUCAUAAUUUAGUAUCUGUUUAAUUUUUCAGUCCAAAGAGAGGAAAUCAGUUGCGGGUAUUAUUUGACUGCGGUCUCCUUGAUGCAAAAACAAAAUGGAAAAAAUAAAUAAGAAUAACCUGGAAAUCCAGAAAGGAAGUGUCAGAUCUCAGCCGAGAAGUAGCUCCUCUCGCGGGUUUCGUAAACUUACGUACAUGCAUAAAAGGCUUUUUUUUUUUACCCCCAAACAGAAGAGGAAUUUUUUUCUGUCCUCAGACCAAAGUGGCUGUGUGGGGUCGCAGUCACCCCCAGGCCGCAUGGCCCCGUUACCCAGGCUUCUGUCUUAGGUCCUUAGACAAGAUGUGUGAAAAUCUAUUUGAAUAAAAGAAGUUCAUAAAUAUGCAUUGAUUUUUGUACAGACAAAUGGCACCUCCGUUAAUUUAUAAAUUGAACUGAUGUGAACUAAUAAUGUGCAACUAGUUGAGAUAAGAGGGUUACAGAUCAUUGUACAUGGAAACUCUUCCCAGCGGUGAACACUUCCAUUAAUGUGAUGUACAGCCUUUUCAGAGGAACACAUCGGAGUGAGAUGGUACAGCUUGCUUAUUAAAACCGAGGAAGAAAGAAAGAAAACAACCAAGACAUGGAAACAGAUUAGCAGGGAGGGAACAAGCCCGUGAUUUCCUCCUCCUCCUCCUCAGGCGUGACUUAGAUUUGAGACCACUAACCACAGCCAGGACACCUCUGGCAACACAGGAUGAUUCUCUGAACCCUAGACCCAGGUAUCCUGCAAGGCACCCCCGUGGGCAGCGGCUGAUGGCGCUGGCACGGCCUGGCUCCUGAGACUCUGCAGACCCCGCACGGCUAGGCCACCACGCCUAGCCGUGUAACCUAGUUGAGUAACCGGGACCAGCCACGUCCAGCAUGGUGUUCAGACUAGGAAACAAAAUCGUGGUAUACCUUGUGUUAGGAAGGGACGGGGUCCAGUGGCAGAGGGCAGGAGGAGGCCCCAGAGCCGGUGCCACGGUGUGCAGGAAUGUGACACGAGUCCCACGGUCUCUUGGAGAAGCUCCUUGCUCUCAUAUGUUCAACCUUUAUAUUUUGUAAGAGUUUUUCCUCUUAUUUCACUUAAAAAUAAUAAUAAUAAAGAUGAUGGGGGGAAAUAAACUUUACACAGAAUUUAUAUGUGGGUAAAUGUUUCAUGGAGAUGAUUUUGAUCUUAAUUAAGCUCAGUGGAACUGACCAGUAUCCAAAAAUAUUCCCCGGUGUGGAAGCCAUGAUUCUAGAAACCUUGACCGCAGUUCCCAAAUCCCGCAACACCCCCCCACCCCCGCAAUCCAGCUUUUAAUUCUGCGUUGCAUCACUGUGUAGUUACUUUAAAUGUGAAUAGAGAAAAAAUAUGUCAUUGCCUAUUUUUGGAGACUACAUUAGCACCUAAUCCUCCUAUCCACAUUCACCUAUACAUAGCCUUUACCGUAGACUUUCUGUAGAAAACACAGCUAGAGGAUAAAUGACAUUCUUAAAUUAUUUCAUUGUAGCUCAUUCCCACUAUUGGGACUGCUUUAUCCUAGUGGAGUCUUCUUCCGAAAAGAAAUGGAGUUCCUUGUAAGGCUUCUCCUCGGGAUGUAUAUGAGUGUGUACAUAUUAUUAUAUGUGUUUAUAAUAUAAUAUUUUCCCAAAUGA
This is a messenger RNA of Dipodomys ordii (Ord's kangaroo rat), 4919 nucleotides long. RefSeq names its product ArfGAP with GTPase domain, ankyrin repeat and PH domain 1 (gene Agap1). The transcript is spliced from 19 exons. Lineage: Eukaryota; Metazoa; Chordata; Mammalia; Rodentia; Heteromyidae. The record is from RefSeq and is a predicted model, not a curated record. Gene Ontology annotation, cellular component: nucleus. Gene Ontology annotation, molecular function: GTP binding; GTPase activator activity; GTPase activity. The coding region runs from base 1 to 2523 and encodes 840 amino acids.